GCGUAUAUUGAGACAAAACUAUAGUUGGGAUUGUGAAUGUCUAAAGGUGGCGUAGCUAAAGCGGUGAGGAAGAGUGCUUCUUCUCAAAGUCAACAAAAGCAGCUCUUCGUGCCGGAGCCCGCACGAAAAGAGGAUUUAGCCUCAUUUACGCAGUCCGAAUCACCCCUCAGUAACACACAGGAAUCCGUGAGUGCCUCACAAACGCCUGCUCCAUUACGUAAACAUACUCUAUCCCAGUCUACGUCAAUCAAAAGUAUGGUUGGCACUCACGCAGAGGGGAACCGAGAGUAUGAAAGGGUUGUCACUGUGGCAGGAGAGGCCCCCGCAGGCCGCAGUGUUCGUUGUUCCAGUAGCGGCAUGGAAAGGCAUGCAGACACCGAUUUUCCCGUAGUAGUGGAGACCUGUGAGGGUAGUCCUCCGCAGGCCGCUGAUGUUACCGUCACGAGCACUGUAGGCGGCCCCCCCUCCCAAGCCAAGUCACUUCUACAGUUGAAGUCUAGCCACGGUGUAGCGCACCGAGAAAUAAGCCCCCAUUGCACCGAUGCCAAGGAAGAUUCCUGUGUUGAGGAGGGGCGGCGCGCACUCCAGGUAAUUCCCCUGCGCUGCAUCCCGCUUUACAAAAGGUUGGCAGAGUGCGGUGUGGGAGUUGACGAUCGCUCUUUCGCUGCAGUGGUGACGCAGCACGCGAUCGAAGCGAUGACGGGGUACUCAAAAAGACAAUGAAAACAUGUGGGUAAAAGACAUGUUUGGCUGGGUUAGAACUGAAUGAUGUGUUUGUUUUUUUUUGUGUGUGAAUUAACUAGGGGAGAUUGAGAGGGUGAUGAUAGUAAACAAACGAAAGCUGGAGAUAACAGACCCACUUUCCCUAGUCAUAUUGCGCGUGACUCCUGUAUUUGGGGUUUCUUUUGAUGCUUGUCCUUUUCCGCUUCAUUGCGCGAUAAAA
Messenger RNA from Phytomonas sp. EM1, 943 nucleotides. Lineage: Eukaryota; Euglenozoa; Kinetoplastea; Trypanosomatida; Trypanosomatidae. The record is from the annotation of a GenBank genome assembly.